GUGUGUUUUCAGGUGGUAGCUAAACACGACUGAAGGAGGAACCUACAGUUUGAGUCUCAAUCUUAGAAGUGAGAUCUAAAGAACAAAUAGAACAUAGACAAGACUACACAGUAGAUGCAGACGGUGGAAAAGAAAAUCACCUCACACUCAAGUCAAAGAGGAGAUUAUUCACAAAUAUCUCGUCAUAACAACUCCCGGACAUGACUGUUGUCUGGAGACUCGUAUUGUUGCUGCUUACAGCAGCCCCUACAGGCGCCCCUUCACUGUGUUCUUACUCUGUAACACCCAUCAAGUUUGGCUUCCGGAUUGAUUUCUCAAACUCUCCCAGCGGUGACUACAACAUAGCCUUUACUGAAGACGGCCGACCAGAUAUUAAGAUAACAUCCAACGUUCCUGUCUCCAACCAAACCUCAUCAUAUGACAUCCAAGGGCUGAAGCCCUGCACUGAAUAUGAGCAUCACGUCACAUUUCUUCACAGUGAUGGAAACGUAACAUUGUGUAACGGCUCCAAUUAUAAAUCUACAACAACUGAAAUGAAUGCCGGUGACGUUAAAGAAGUCAACUCCAAACCUGGACAUGUUUGUUACCAAACUGAUUGGGACAUCAGUUCUUUACAAUCAACACAAAGCCACAUUUCACCUCUGCCACAUGGAAAUAAGAUGUUCUGUGUCAAACCUGGUUUUAAUGACAUUUGCUCGGAUUUUAUCUUCACGUCAAAAAACUGUGUGAACGCAUUCUUUACCCUCACCAAAUACAUCACUGAUGAGUUUUUGAAACCAGAGGAAAUAAAACAGAUUCCUGCAGAUAAACUUCCUGCAGAAAUAAAACCAGAAUUACCACCAAACUGUAAUACCCUCACCAGUAAUUACACCUGCUGGGAAUACAGCAGAGACAAUGAGCUGAAGACAUUGUCUGAACUGGAGCCUUUCACUGACUACAGUUGUACUGGUCAGAUCAAGGACAACAAUGUCCUCAUAAAAAACACAAGUGUUCUUCGCUUCCGGGUUGACUGUGAUCUAACAAUAACCGUCACAAAGCCAAGUCCAACUAAUACGUCCGUUGAGUUGAUUUGGGAAACAACCAGUCAAAAGUGUGAAGACAACUAUCUUCAGAAUCUUAAAUACUUCUGCAGCUGUGGAAACGCUCCCCUCGCUCAUAGAACUCCAGGUACCAAACUGAGGUCAGGAGGAGAGUGUAACAUUUCUGGACUGAAGCCAUUCACCAAAUACAAAUGUAAAGUCCAGCCUACUUACAACGGUCAACAUCUCAAGGAACAUCACCAAAACAUUGAAACUCAAGUUGGAGUACCGGAACCAGUUACAAUGAAACUGCAUCUUCAAGAGCAUAAUGUGAUUCAAGUGACAUGUGACCCUCCACAGUUUAAUGGGCCUCAGAAAACCUACAAAGCACAAGUCUAUUAUGGUAGUGAGAGAGUGGGAAAUAAAGAACUAAGUAAUACAUGUGGCUUUGUAUUCGACAAUCUGAGAUACUCCACAACCUACAAAGUGCAGGUGACGGCAUCCAAUGGCAAAUUCGAGAGCGCCCCCAACAUUAACUCAAUUACUACCAACUAUGAUGACAAAGCUGUCAUUGGUUUUCUCAUCGUCCUCACGCCUCUGGCUCUGCUGCUUGUUACCUACAUGAUCUACAUUCUGAAGAAGAGAAGGACUCGUGACGACAACAGAGAUGAGGUGUUUCUGUCAACAGUGAUUUACAGUUGUGUUCCUCGAUCUCACGGAGGAAAAUCCUGAUGGAGCCGCAGAUGAAGUCACUUUUUACUCCUUAAAGCUUGCCUUAACUAAGAAUUUAUUAAUAAUAACACCAUUAUUUCUUUACAGUAAGUGUCAGAAAUGUAUAGAUUAUUAAGUAAUCAACCCUUUAACACCUAAGCCUCAAAAUGUCCAUAUGGACUUUCUUUUUUUUUGUUAUUUUAACCAUAAAAGGACCAGAAAAUGUCCUGUGAGUAAGUGCUUUUGCCCAUUUUUCCAGAAUAACUUUCAAUAUCUGGGAGUUACUUACAUUUUACUGCAUGUUAAAAUAGUGUACUGACAAUUUAAAAUGAAGACAUUUUGAAUAUGAACUGCAUAAAACACAUUUAAAAUAGCAGUUGUUUGAGUUUUUGCCCAAUGUCCAAAAACAGGCCAAAAAUGGUCAAAUGGAAACUAUCUACAGGUAUUUUUCCAACUCUUUCCUCUCUGGCGACAAAGACGCUGAUUCGCCGGCUUCCUGCAAAAGCAUGAAUAAAAUUACCGCAAUAACCACACAUUAGCUUUGACUUGCAACUUCUCAAAUUUCUGAAAUUGGAAUUCUUCCGGUAGCACAAACCGUCGCGAAACUACGGUUACCGCGAUAAACUUGGUGUUUAAGGUUUAAGUUAACGUGACACGGAAAGGCCUGAAUAGACAGAGUCGAUUGCUGAUAUACAAACUUAAUUUUAAUUCUUUCAUCUCAAAUUAUUUUAAUGUGAAAUUGACAUCUAUUCAUUGUGCCUCCCUCCAUAUUUUAAAGGAAAGAAAACAACAAUAUGUUGUUGAACACAGAACUGUGUUUCCCCGACAGCCUGUUAUAAGAAUCACAAAUUUGAAGUCUAACGGCAGCAGGAAAACAAGAUUUGUAAAUGAGUUCAUUAAUAACUUCAUAAAACUGAAUUUUUUGCAGAUGUUGUCGACCUGCAGACAAUGAGACAGAAGUGAAGUGAAAGUUCAGGGUAACGGCUGUAAGUGCAGCAAUGGCAGAACAGUAUAUUUUUAAAAAGCACCUGUGCCUUGUACCUUCAUCAUUGCUGUAAAUGUUUUAUUGUUCAGUUAUGAUAUUUGUGCCCCCUGCAGGGCAUUUCAGACUCGGUCCAUUUUGUAUUUCACUGAUGUGUUUCUGUGUUAUUUUUUGUGUGUGAGCCUAACAAACGUGCAAAAUAAAUAAUAAAUAUGUAGCCCUCUUUUGUAUAUUUCUUUUGUAUUUGGCUUUUUGGAUACAUCAUUUCACUUAACGCAACUAAAUAUUGCGUCUUGUGAGGAGGUUGAAUUUCCAUUGCUAAAUAUACACAAGCACGAUUCAUAUGCAGAUGCUUGGAGACCAGAGAUGUUUCAUUUUCCCCAAUGCUGAAUAACUGGAGGGUUUAACUAAAACAAUGUCCCACUGUCAGUGUUGAUUAUGUCGGGGUUUUUUUAUUUUUUGAAUUAUGAGUUCAUAUGCA
Messenger RNA from Solea solea (common sole), 3193 nucleotides. RefSeq names its product receptor-type tyrosine-protein phosphatase C-like. Gene Ontology annotation, molecular function: protein binding. Lineage: Eukaryota; Metazoa; Chordata; Actinopteri; Pleuronectiformes; Soleidae. Bases 201 to 1751 code for a protein of 516 amino acids. The record is from RefSeq and is a predicted model, not a curated record. The transcript has 13 exons.